GCAUCCCCGUGCUGCACAGAUGCCGGAGUGGAAGCGACAGGCGCGCUCAUCCAAACGCAUCGAACACAGGGGACGUGGGAGAAGAUCGUCCGAUUUGCGUCCGUCUAAGAGCUCCAGACCGCGGGGAACGAUGCUCGGAACAAGUCGCUCGGUGGGAAGCAGGACUUAAAAAGCUGCGGAACACUUUUAUAUUUACUCUCUCUUUCCCCCCACUCCGAUAAUAAUCAAGAUUCCGGGCAGUCGCCGUCCAGUUUUCUCGAUCACUGAGAAUUUAGUUCCAGUUUCACGCCAGGUCGGUGUUUCGUUUGGACACGAUGUGGAAGCCGGGAACCCUCCUCCUGCUGUUGCUGUGGCUGGCAUCCGGCGAACUCCAGCAAGAGACGGAGCCGCGGAGACUCCCACCCCCAGGAAAGUUGAAUUUCGGCUAUGUGCCAGCGGGAGUUUACGAGACGCUGGCCCAUUACGAACCUGGACCGAUAGGGAUUCUGUUCCACAUGGUCCAUGCUUUCCUGUAUGCGGUGCAACCCAACGCUUUUCCACACGAUCUUAUUGUCAAACUGGCAAAGGACAAGUUUGGAGCCAUUCAGACGGAAUAUCAAAAGCCAGAGAACAUAGUGCUGACCCUUCAGGCCAUCUACUACGAGAUAGGCUUCCUAGUUUGUGCAGCAGUGGGCCUGCUCUUUACCAUUCUGAUGCCAAUAGCCGGGCUCUUCUUCUGCAUGUGCCGCUGCUGUGACAACUGUGGUGGUGAGAUGCACCAACGCCAGAGGAAGAAUGCAGACUGCCGGCGUGGCCUCCUGGGAACGCUGCUCUUCUCCACCUCACUGGUCAUCACGAUUGGAGUGCUGUGUGCGUAUGCCGCCAACCAGAACCUGAGCUCUCAGGUGAAGAACGUACGGAGACUGGUCAACAGCAACAUGAGGGAUCUGCACACCUUCGCUAACGACACACCGAUGCAAAUUGAAUACCUAAUAUCCCAGUAUGCCACGGCCAAGAACAAAGUCAUCUAUGACCUAGAUAACAUAGGUCCAUUAUUGGGUGGAAAGAUACAUGAUCAGUUGGAUAAGGAGGUCCGUCCUGCCUUGGACCAAGUCCUCAAUAUGGCUGGAGUGAAAAUCGAGAGGGCCAUUAAAGUGUGCUGCACAGUGAAAUACAGCAAUGGAAAGCUACCCAAUGUGAAUGCACAGCUGGAAAAGAUGAACGAUGUAUUGAAAACAGACCUCAGCGCUGUCGUUCAGAGGGGCUUCUCCUCUUUGAAUGACACGCCACAUAUGGUGAUUGAACAGACCAGAAGUGUUGUUGAGAGUGUAACAAAUUUGGUGGAUACCAUUGGCAAUAACAUCAGCAGCUUUUCCAAGGCAUUCCCAGUGCAGAGCUGCCUGUCCAACUUCACCAUCUUCGUUAACCACGUGCACGCCAAGAUUGAAGACUACUACCCAGAAAUUGACAAAAUGGACUUCUACAGGUGGAUUGGCUGCAUUGCUCUUUGUUGCAUGGUGGUCCUGGUCCUGGCCUUCAACUACCUGGGCCUGCUGUGCGGCACGCUGGGCUAUGACAAACAUGCCUCACCUACAACACGGGGCUGCAUCUCCAAUACAGGAGGAACGAUGCUUAUGGCUGGAGUUGGAUUUAGCUUCCUCUUCUCCUGGGUACUGAUGGGAGUGGUCACCAUCAUCUUCCUGGCUGGAGGGAACAUGGAGAAACUUGUGUGCGAACCAUUCCACACCAAAGAGCUUUUCAAGGUUGUGGAUACUCCAUAUAUGAUCAACCCAGAGUGGAAGAACUUCAUCCCUGGCUACAUGUACAACGACUCUGAGCUGAAGUUGACAACAGAGAGCUUAUACAGUACUUGCAAAAAGAACCAAGGCAUCUACUCUGCCAUGCGUCUGGACAAAGUCUUCAAUAUUUCCUCUUACCUCAACACCACAGUGUUCACAAAGGAUGUGGUCAGUCAGCUGGACAGUCUUAAGAUCGACUUGAGAGGCAUAAUCCUGUUGGAGGCAGAGGGAAGGCAGAACCUCCUGGAUUUCUCUGAAGCAGGGCUGUCAGAGAUCAACUACGCCGACUACCUGGAGGAGGUGAAUAAGGGGGUCACUGUAGUGGAUCUACUCUCAUUUGCCAGGGAACUGGAGGCCCAGACAGACCUGAUGCCCAAAAGUAAUCUGCAGUCUUCUCUGAAAGGCCACGUUAGCACUCUGCGGCAGAUCCACAGGCAACAGAUCGUCCCAAUGGAGCAAUCCAUGAAGUAUGUUAGAGCAAGGAGUGCGCUGAACCAGAGUAUGAGGUUCCUGGAAAGAACAGCCUCUGAUCUUCCUAACAAAAUCUUAGCUGUUCUUGAUGCCAUCAAAGCUGCGCAGUUCCUCAUCUCGCAGAACGCUACGCAUUUAAUAAAUCGGGAGUCCAGAAAGUACACCACCACCAUUAUUGGCUACUUUCAUCAAUACAUUGAAUGGGUGAAAACAUCUCUGGCUAUGGAAGUUGCACCAUGCAAGCCCUUCAGCAACAUGGUGGACACGGCAGAAAUCAUGGCUUGCAGUUUCGUGGUUGACUCUAUGAACACUUUCUGGAUGGGCCUGGGCUGCAGCACUCUCCUCCUGCUCCCGAGCAUUAUUCUAGCAGUAAAACUGGCCAAGUACUACCGCAGGAUGGACACAGAGGAUGUUUACGAUGACCCUGAGACAAUUCCCAUGAAAACUAUGGAAAUUGGUAAUAAUGGUUAUCAUAGUGAGCGCUUGCAAGGUAUUCCUAAUCCUAUGAUGACAAGCAUCCCUACCUAUGAUACUAUGAACAGGUUCCCGCGGGCCUCGGCUCCUCCGAGGCACAUCGACUGGUGACAGAGCCGCCUCUUGUUCUGGCUCCUAAAAGGUACUGCAAAGCUAAUGAAUCAGACACCUGUUUCUCUAACAUGAUUUUAAUCAAUCCUCCUUCUUUCCAGUCUCACAUCUUUCCUUCUCACAGCUGCCAUCUUAUCCUGACGUUCUGUCUGCAGUAACUGUGCCAUCGUGCUCUCUCCUGUUUUUGGUCUUAUGUUUUUGUAUUUGUACCCUGACCUAAUUCUCUUACUGUAACACCUCUUUACAGCUUGUUUUAGUGCAUUUCUGCUCACUGAAGAACCAUCAUGUGCCCUCGAAAACUGGAACUGAAAUACGUCAUACUUUUAAUUUCCUAAAUCCUUGGACCAGAUGAGGCUCAGUGAAAGCUGGUUUCCUCACAACAAAAGAACAAUUGCCCUGCAGGCGUUAUCUUCAGCGACGAACCGAACCUUCUCGGCCUUCAGUACGGUUACAGCCUGCAGGACAUCAAACUCUCCUCCCCUCAGCAUCAAUCUGAGCCAGGCUUGUUCUGCAUUUUUUGUAAAGGACUGCUUUGUCUGCGUUUACAUUUGUUCAGAUAUGAAACGAAGCAGAAAAAUAUUCAGUGACAGGACAUGACAUUAACUGUGAUGCUUGUUCAUUUUAAUGUGCUUCUUUGUGCUUACGAAAACAAAAGCUGGAAGGUCAGACGAAGGUAACUGCAAGCAGAGGACUCUUUAUUUUUCCUUCUCCUGCUUCCUGCAUUUAAAGAGAUGUGACACUUUCGACUCAAACUAGUGGCAGUGUGUCAUUACAUCUGUGAUGAAUGCAAAUUAACGAUAACAGCCUGUUAAAAAGUGUUGAAUAGUGCACAUCCUUUUUUUUUAAGUGCAGCAUGUGUGAAGUGGUGGAUCUGUGGUGUCUUCAUGAUUGAGAAUUUGAGUAAAGUGGUAAAAUAGAGGUUAGGGGGUAUUCUACAAAAAAAUUAGUCUCUUUAAAAUGUUUACAAUAUCACAGGAACGUUUAUCUUCGCUGGUUUGAUGCGCAUUACAAAAGACUGGUUGCCUUUGUAUGGAGUUUGAGAGCUGCUACUUUUUAAAAGAGGAAAUCUGCCAACAGCUAAUCUUACACUGCUGAAAAUCAACAAUCUGGGAGAUAUUUGUGCAGUAAAGAUCCAAACUGUACUCUUUUUCCUAGAAUACCUAUCUUCCCGUACCCUGUCAUCCACAUCUACAGGUGGCAAUUCCCCACAUUUUUCCAGAAUGCCUUUUUAAACAAGUCAUUUGUAUCCAGUGGGGAUGUAAAAUUACUUUAUUUCAAAAAGAUGAAAUGAAAUGUAACAAACUAAUUCUGUAAUGCUUUCUACUGUGGCGAUGAUGUCCGCAGUAUGUUUUGCUCAUGCAUUAUCUUCCCAGGGUGUCAAACACCGCCAUUCUGUCUGUGGCUGCUGGCCUCUUUGAUCCCUGCGAGGUGUUCUGUGGUGUUAAUAUGGAGACGCACUGACUGUAAUAUUUGAUACUGAGAGACCAGGAUAUUAAUCUUUAUUAUGUGGGAGGCAAGGUGGUGAUGAUGUAAAUUACAGGUUUUUCAGUGUUUGUGUUUCAUGUCCAUUAUGUUGUCAUUUUACGUUCACCUUCACUGGGUGCUUGGUCGGGUUUAGGCACGAGAACUAGCUGGUUGUUUUUAGGAAAAGACGGCCAUUUCGAUUAAAAUAUUCCCCUUAACAACGCUGCAACUUGAAAAAAUGAUAUUAAUUGGACUCUUGUAAUUAAGAGUCCAUAUAGCAACAGUCAUCUCACUAUUAGCCGGUGCGUCUCAGUACUAACGUCCUACAUUCAAAAUGUGCAUCUCAGACAAAAUUACUGUAUUUGAUGCCCUGGGAAUAAGAUUGCUCCAAUUCAAAUUCUGAAUAUGUUUUAAUCUUUUAGGUUUUAAAUGCUUCCUGAUGGGUCAAUGAAACCUCAUAGAUUAGGUAAGCUGGUUUUUUAAUGGUACUAUGGGGCAGAAAUGUUGGGGCUAACCUCCCACCUCCUCUGCCCUUGUUUUGAUAAUCAUUUCUGGAUAUCUCAGGUAUACAAGAACCUUGAGGAAGUCUCACCCCCCAAAUAGCACGUUACUGAUGUGGACAGACCUUCAACACCAUAAAACAAAAUCACACCAGUUUUUUUUCCAACAGUGUAAGCUUUUUUUUUAGGUGGAUUUUCCCUUUAAAUCAUAGACUAAAUUCAAAACACAAACAGACAAAUGUCUGGCUUUUAGGUUCCCUGUGUGGCAGAUUGAAUCCUUUGUCACAUGGGACCAAGUUUUGUUGAGUUCACUAACAUAAUAUUUUUAUUAUUUGUUUUUUCGUAGUGGUGAUACUUUUACAGUGGAGAAUAAUUCUCAAGCCAAAUCUUUUCUUUCUUUUUUUUUUUAAACUGUAGUUCUCAGGUCUUUAGAGGUCUAUCAACUAUGUGCUUAUUUUGUUCCUCUGCUUUGUAUAAACCCACAGUAGCUAUGGAUACAUUUAAAGCUAUGAAAAAAGUGAAUGUAUUCAAGAGCUAUUUUCUUUUUAUUUCACGCUUGAUAUGGAAGUUGAGAAAUAUGCUGAAAUCUAUGUGUAACGCAAUGGGCAAACACAUCCAGUUGUCCCACUCUUUACAGGUUAGAUUUGCAGCUGCUGUUAGCAGAGUAAGGAUGGCGAAAAGAAAUUAGACAAUCCAUAAUUGGGAAUAGUGAGUGCUGUCAAUCAAGAGUAGAAAAAUAAGCAUGCUUCAUGUUUUGCACAGCAUGGUGUUGAUGCACACUGUCAAAAAAAUGUCCAUCUUAACACUGAAACAUAUAUUUCUGUUAACAUAGCACAGUUGUUCUUUAAAGUACCGCACAAUCACUAAUUUAGGGGAAAACAAAAGUUAUUAAGUAUAUUUGUCUCUAACAUUGGCAUCAAUGAAUUAGCGUCAGAAAUAUGACUGAAAUAUCCAGUUUAUUUAUCUUAUUUCAAUAUUUAAAUUUCCAAAGCUCUGUUAUUGUAAACCAGGGCUAAGUGACGAUGAGAAAAGAAAUACUCUGUAUAGAUAAACCUAAAUUAUGAUGUAGUAAUAGAACAUAUUUGCAGUGUAGGAAACUCCCAGCAUCAAGAUGAAGUUUCUGAAUUAUAUUGAACUUUAAACACAGACGGGCUUCUAUUGAGUCACUGAUGUUCUUUUUAUUUUGAGACACAUUUCUUGUUAAAAUGGACAUUUUCGAAGUAUCCGUGUGCUCACAGGACUAUCAUUGGGUUUCUGCGAAAGUUUGGAUGUGAGAGAAAAAAUGUUUGAAUUUACUAAGUGCUUACACUAGAUAUCCUGUAUGCUAACCCUGGAUGGAUCAGAUACAGCGGUAACUGGUUUGAACUGUGAUGCUCCAAAGUUGGGCACUGAUGGAGCCACUGAACAGUAGGUUUAUAUGAUGUGAUGGAAAGAAAGUGUAUAAAUUGUGAAUAAAGUUUUAAAAUCCAAA
Molecule: messenger RNA, 6269 nt
Organism: Neolamprologus brichardi
Lineage: Eukaryota; Metazoa; Chordata; Actinopteri; Cichliformes; Cichlidae
Source: RefSeq, a predicted model, not a curated record